Molecule: messenger RNA, 950 nt
Organism: Aureobasidium subglaciale EXF-2481
Lineage: Eukaryota; Fungi; Ascomycota; Dothideomycetes; Dothideales; Saccotheciaceae
Exons: 3
Coding region: 138-770 (210 amino acids)
Source: RefSeq, a predicted model, not a curated record
GUUUCCGAGUCUCGAGUGUACGACUAUGGUGAGCAAUGGGCGGUCUUCCUUCUGUUUGAAGAGUUGCAAAUUCUGACCAACGCGACAGCUGUGUGCAGAAGAUGCCCGCGUACAACGAGCCGUGGCUCACCUGUUGAAUGCGUUCGCAGGCCUGUUCAAAGCAAUCACCUGCUAUGUGCUCUAUUACAUAUUCAGGACCGCAGUCGCCGACCUCGGCAAGUUGGUUGAUCAUAAGUCCCUUUCCCAAGUCGCUCUCGAGAAGCGAAACAGUCGUGGACAGAGUGCAUCAGAAUCUCAUGCAUAUGGAGCAGAUGCGUCAAAUCGAGGCUCGGGAUCGGAGAAGAAGGAGCGGUAGCGAUAUAGAUCAGCAGCGGGUGCAAGCAACUCGUGAUCAUCGGCGGAAGGAAGCGGAGGCAUCCAACAGGAUCAAUCUACUGACGUCCUGUAUGCGACUUCUUCACGUCUCUUCCCUUCUCAAGUCUCGUGUGUGUAAUUACAUCUUUCAAGAUUCAGAGAAUGAUGAUGCUCUGGUCCGAGCAGAGAUGCCUAAUCUGGUACACGCAGUCGCAACUCUCAUCAAAUGCAUCGCCUUUUACAUAACAAUGCGUGCAUUGAAAGUGCUCGUUGUCGAUGUUUUGAGAGUGGACCUCGGCCCUGCCGCCGAAGCUUUCAUUGGUGAAUUGAGAAAUCACGCCAAACCACCAAGCUUCCACACUCAAGGGAGAAACUGGUCGAGCGAAGAAGCAGGACAAGAGAAACGAGGGAUCUGAGAGACUUCAUAUUGAUGUACUUCUGGACUGGCCGAUUUUCGUGCUUAAUGUCUCAGCAAUUCGAAGUUAGGUAAAAGACCCCGUAUCAGCAGUGCACCAGUCAUUCCGAGGUGUGAGAGGGCAUGAUAUCGCUCAUAGAUGAUGGCGACCGGGUGAUGGUCUCGACGAACUCGAUGUAGA